Molecule: messenger RNA, 189 nt
Organism: Prunus armeniaca (apricot)
Lineage: Eukaryota; Viridiplantae; Streptophyta; Magnoliopsida; Rosales; Rosaceae
Source: the annotation of a GenBank genome assembly
AUGUUGGGUUUGGGAGCAGAAGUAAUGGUGGCAUUGGUGGGGCUUUGGGCUAUGUUCUUGCGGCCAUUGCUGAUGAAUUAUACAGGAGAUAUGGUUGAAGUGAUGGUGUCUCAGAUCCGCGAGCUCAUUAGCAGAAGCAGAAGCAGGAGCAGGUCUUCUUCUCGUCGUCCUUUCAGUCGAGCGAUAUAG